This is a messenger RNA of Culex quinquefasciatus (southern house mosquito), 958 nucleotides long. Its product is annotated as dnaJ homolog subfamily C member 30, mitochondrial. Bases 131 to 856 code for a protein of 241 amino acids. The transcript has a single exon. The record is from RefSeq and is a predicted model, not a curated record. Lineage: Eukaryota; Metazoa; Arthropoda; Insecta; Diptera; Culicidae.
UCAAAUUACAUAAACAUGAUAUAACCGUUGUUGACAUUUUGGACUUUUGUUUUGAUUUAUUAAAAGAAAUUGUGAAAUGAGUGAAUAAACGUUCCUAAAAUCUCGAAAACCUAUUGCAAAAACUGGGGGAAUGGGUUUGCUAAAGUUUACAUCCACACUAGGUGCUGUCCUCAACCAAACGAAACAAAAUGUGGACCUGUUGGGCAUCGGAGCGACCUAUCCGAUCAUCCAGCGGUGCAUCAGCGUGUACGGCGCCGCACGAAGGUCCCACUACGACGCGCUGGGAAUUAGUCCGGCGGCAACCCAGAACGACAUCAAGCAGGCCUACUACAACCUGUCAAAGGUGUACCAUCCGGACCGGAACGAGGGCAGCGACACGGCGGCGGAAAAGUUUCGUGCCAUCACCGAGGCGUACGAAGUGCUUGGGAAUUAUCGGCUGAGAAAGCUGUACGACAAGGGCAUUUUGCACACCGCAGGUCGUCAGUACGCGCGCCAGCAGGACGCGGUCAGCAAGGAGGCCGAGGAGGAAGAGGACGAUCCGCAAACGCGGUUCUACAAGAAGCGCAUGACGCGAACGCACGUUCCGACGGCUUCGGGGAGGACACCGAUUUACGAUUUUGACGAGUGGUCUCGGAACCAUUAUGGGGCGAGCUUUAACCGGAAGAAGAAGGCGGAGGAAAAGUUCCGGGCACGGGCCGCCCAGGACGAGCUGGUUAAUUCUACUGUGAUCCAGGGGUACGUCGUGUACGCCAUGGUCGGGCUGGGCCUGAUGUACGUGCUUAUUCUGAUGCAGGAACGGUCCCACGAUACGCCGAAACCGUUGCCAGAGAAGAAUGUAGCGGAGGAUGAAAAGUAGGAUUGUUUACAAGGUUUUAGUUAGUUAUGUAUUUUAAAAACAUGAGUGUAAAUAGAUCAUUGAUAUAUUUUGCUGCGAAUAAACUGAGAGUAAAAAGUUGGU